AUGUCAAUCGGAAAUUUCCUAAGCCACUUAAAACAUAAACAUCAGGUAUUAUUACAUCAAGUACAAGAGGCUCGAAGCAAUGCGAAACGAUCAAAUAAAACAAAUGUACUUAGUCGACCAACCAAAAAACUUACAAAACAACAGAUAAAUAAAGUAGUGUUUGAUUAUAUCAUUGAUGAAAUGAAACCUCUGGUUACAUGCGAAAAACCUUCUUUUCAAAAGUUAAUCAUGGAAUUGUCUGGAAUUACUGAUACUGCUUUAUUACCAAAUAGAAAACAAUUAGCUAGUGAUUUGAAAGAAAGAUAUACAAGAUACAAAACUACACUUUCAGAACUAGUAAAAAAACAGUCAUACAUUUGUAUCACCGCCGAUAUCUGGACUGCCAACAAUAAAAGCUUCAUGGGUAUGACAUGUCAUUUUAUUGAUAAUGAAUCUUACACAAAUCUAAUGUCACUUAAUUAUGUUCCUAUUGUCAAGCAAAUAUUUUUUAAGUAUAACACGACCUUGCCGUCAUCAGCUCCGGUUGAAAGAUUGUUUAGCAAAGCCAUACAGGUGUUAACUCCCAGACGAAAUCGUCUUAGUGAUGAUGUGUUUGAAAUGCUUUUAUGUUGUAAGUCUACUGAAUGA
Molecule: messenger RNA, 627 nt
Organism: Myzus persicae (green peach aphid)
Lineage: Eukaryota; Metazoa; Arthropoda; Insecta; Hemiptera; Aphididae
Exons: 4
Coding region: 1-627 (208 amino acids)
Molecular function (GO): protein dimerization activity
Source: RefSeq, a predicted model, not a curated record